Messenger RNA from Varroa destructor (honeybee mite), 4538 nucleotides. RefSeq lists its product as uncharacterized. Gene Ontology annotation, molecular function: ligand-gated sodium channel activity. The record is from RefSeq and is a predicted model, not a curated record. Lineage: Eukaryota; Metazoa; Arthropoda; Arachnida; Mesostigmata; Varroidae. Gene Ontology annotation, biological process: sodium ion transmembrane transport. Gene Ontology annotation, cellular component: plasma membrane.
AUAUACUACGUUCCAUGUAGGAUGAAAUAACGUUUACUUGAUUUGCCUCGUACUGUUCGAACCGAGUUGAAGACGGCGUCCAAUAUUAGUGAAGCUAGCUUUAAGAUCUUUGCAAAACCCUGCGCAACGAUCCAAAAAUUGUCCUAAAGAACGCAACGGACCAUUGUAUAUAUAGCAAGCAUGUAAUAUUAAAAUAUGAUGCACUAGGCGUUCAAACGAUAAACGGUGCAGAAGCCUUGAGUAGCACAUCCUGGCCAAAACUCGUUCAUUCGAACAACCUGUACGUUUUAUGCGUCCGUUUUAUUCGACCACGCUGUCAGGUGGGAUGUUUUCAUCCUGCGCACGAUUUUUUUCUGAUAUUUCUUAGGAUGAUGAUGACACGCCGCUGGUGUGAGUGACAGGCGGAAGCGUGUAAGCGUGAUUUGCGUCUCGGCGCCUUUUCCGGACGCCAACUUGCACAGCAGCUUCCAGAACGGGUAGUGCUAUCGGCGUGGGGCGCAGGACGUGCACCUCGUGCACCAGGAAGGCUCGUGCACCGGGCUUGAAAGGUUGCUAUUUCGGGGACCGAUUUUGACUAAUGAAGCCAAGCAUGGGCUUUUGUUCCUCAGGUUUGGUACUGAGCGACCUCUCUGACGAUACACUUAUGAAUUUGUGAAGUAACUCAAAUAGGGUUGCAUCUAAACUCUCCCUGACUGUAGUAUUCGUCUUGAUGACAGCCGCCAAAUGUAUCACGAAAAUGGUGAAACUCGGCGUUUCUAAUAUAGGCGUCGACAGAGGCUCCAGGACGUAUAGUGGCGCCCGCACCGGCUUCGAAAAUGGCUUUUGUUACGCCUGACAGCAGCGUCCAUGGCCCCGUACGUGUCCAGACGGGCGGAUAGGACCUCUACGACGGCUCGGGCUGUGGUGUGUCAAGUCGAAAAAAGAUUAACCGAACGAAUGCAGAGAUCUAUAGACACCAAUACUAAUAAAGGUGCCUUUUGGGCGUGCACAACGGCCCCAUAAAAUCUAGGACAAUCCUAUCUUGGCGACAGGACACGUCAGCGAUUCUACAGUCGUUUGUGGCAGACAGGCUUGUUGGGCAGACCAGUUGACAACUGCGGACGUUUACCCGAAUUUUUAUUUGGAGGUUUUCAUUUGAAAAGUCGCCAGACGUCAACCAGUGGGAUCACCAAAGCCUAGUAUGUUUUUAAAAGAUAGCGUUGCAUCGGAGCUGAAAUAGUUCAAAUCUGCUGUUGUCCCAAAUUAGGCUAGUACCCGCUUUGUCCUCGUUUCGUGUGUUCUCAGCAACGUCAGUUGGAAAGCAAUGAUAUAAGAAGAAUGAGAAGAUUAGUGGAGAGCAGGCUCGGUUACCAAUGGCCAUCGUCACCCGUCGCCGCGUGAACCUUUGCGUUAAGGGAACCAUAUGGCUAGUGUGUGUUACUGGCUUUUUGUUUCAGGCGAGUCGUGUAGUCGAACUCUAUGAGAAAUACGAGUUCACCGUGACGGUUUUCGAAGAGAUGCGUUCUAACAUCGAAUUCCCUGCCGUGACGAUCUGCACCGAACAAUGGGUGAAUCGCAGUGUUUUGUGUAAGAACCAUGAGCCUGAUUGCGAUCUUGACAGCUCUUCGGUGACUCGCCUUCUCUACGAUUACGAUCUGCGUGCGGAUGUGUCUCUGGAGCCGGAAAUCCUCUUCACUUGUAAGCUCGUCUCAGAUGCGCCUGGAUGCUCUUCAGUAGACUGCGUUCGAAUGAUAAAAAGGACGCAUUUUCGAGCGCCCUCCUACGGUUGCUACACGUUUGAUAUACAUCAACAUGCGCAGAAACAUAACCCGUUCUUUGACUGCAAAACACCUUGGCUCUACGAGCUUCAUUUGCGUUCAAUGUGGGACACCAACGCAACUGCGAGGUUUUCAGCAGUCAACAAGUAUCCUAUCAUUGUUCAUCAGAAAGAGGUGUGUCCUCCUGAAAGACUUUCUCCAAUUUACCUGCGCCAGGGUCUUCACUAUGCCAUCUCCAUCGAACAGAAAUCCUUUGAACGGCUACCUCCCCCGGUCGCAUCAAGGUGUAUGGACUAUAUAAGCAUGGGUUACUUUAGCCAGUUUCACGGAUUCAAAAACUAUGAGAUUUGCGUCCAGGAAUGCGUUAUGGCUCGUGAGUUGAAAACGUGUGGAUGUGUUCGGCCGGAUUACGAAUUCGCUGAGUACGCCUACCCGGAUCGAAUGUGCAACAAAAGGCAACGAGGACCAUGUUCUAUCCAAAUGGUAAAAAUAGAUGCCGUUGGACCCUGCAAAUCGCAAUGCGGCCAGCCCUGCCACGAGUUAACGUAUGACGUGAAGUUGGUCGGCCUACAUGAAGAUGAAACUAAAACCCCCGAAGGAUAUUCGUCUUUUUCCGUGACCAUCUCAUUUGGAUCCGAUUUGCAGACCAUUUAUGAAUACUCCCAUACUAUUACGGCAAUCGAAGCCUUUGGAUAUAUUGGUGGAUACAUUGGCAUGUGGCUUGGUAUUUCACUGUACUCCAUCUAUAUUGUUUUAGAGGAGAACCUUUUGAAAAAAGGCAAAGACUUUAUAAAGAAGCAUUGUGUGAAGGGUAGUUCUGGCAAUAGGUCCAAAAUAACUCCUAGCCCUGGUAAUGUCACAUCCAUGAACAGGGCCUCUCGCUAAUUGACAUUAAUACUCUAUGGGUUGACGAUUUCUUUGGCAUCAGCAGGUAUAUAUAUAUAUAUCAAAAUCUUUGAUCAAACUAAAUCUACCUCCGAAAAUUGGUCGUAUAUAUCAAUUUGUUUUUUUUUUUUAUGAUUCGUAUAAAUUCAAGAUUUUGGGUGAGUUUCAGCGCAUAGAUUGUUUCUUUUUUCCUGUUAUGCAUCCGAGCCAUUACCUUUAGACGGCUGGCUUUCAAUAGGAAACGAGAUGUGUAUGAUCUCAUAUUCGAAUUUAGAUCAACGCGUGUUUUUAAGUUAAGCUUGCAGACACACUACAUUAUCAUGGUGAUCCACAGGCUGAUCCCAUUUGUAGCAAGGUUAGUUAAGAAAAAUUCCAAGAACUGUUUUUUUUUUUCGCUACAUAACAAAUUCAUAGUGGAAGUUAUAAAGAGUGGGCUUACCCUUGAAGUUGGCAUGUAAGAUCAAUGAGUUCAUAGUAUCGUUAAUAUUCAGAACGUUUUACCGUUUUUUUUUUGUUACUACCGUUUAUUAAAGUACUUGCCUUUGUACGCUAUUGUUUGAACAUAAGUUUUUAGUUGCGAGCGCCUGGCGUCUUGAAAACAGUACAUGCGCUACUCCCGACCUUUGCAAUGUUAUUAUAGAGGCUACCCAAUAUUAUUGCAAACAACCUGGAGCCAACAGGAGCUAAUUGGUUUUACCAAUUAGCUAAAUCUUUCUUUAAUAAUAAACGUUAAAGCUUUUAAAUAUGCUUCUCACGUAUAAUUUCUAGAGGGUUUGAUUUUUAUUAUCGUGAUUAUUAUAAAAGAGAAGUCUAUUUUACCGAAACGGACCAAUCCCAAAUGUCGCAUUACUACUUACGAUUAUUGUCUGUCGAUAGGGUAAUCGUAACAUGUUUGUCCAUGAAGAAAUGAGAGGUAUACAAAUGUGGUUAAGGCUCGAAACUGAGCGCAGACCCAUUUGUAUUAAUAUUGAGAAAUCAGUUGUCUGAGGCAAUGUUUAAUGUCAAUGUCGAUACUGAACGUCAAACCUUCGUCUAUUUUCUGUCAGAUCUUGAUUUUGUACAAAACACCCUAAACUGAAAAGACUUGAUGGUCCCGUUAAUGGGGAAAUCCAUGACGAGUAUUUCGGCACCGAAAAGAUGGUCAGAGAUUGUAAAUUUUUUUUUUAUAUUCAUCAAGGAUUGUGCUAAUUUUCUAAAGGAUUUAAUUACUUCUACCGAAGUUCUAAAAUACAAGAAGCUCUGAUAGUACCAGGUAUCGUUGGCACGUUUAAAUAUAAUUCAAUCGAUAGGUAUUACGCUGAGUGGACAAAAUGUCAUAUAAUGAAAUAUAUUAAGUCCCUAUCACAUAUAAGAACGUGGUGCUUAGCACACCGUUUUUUUCUUCCGUUAAACACCAUCAACAAUCAGAAACGGUGACUCACAUCGCUAUGAAUUCACGACAGUAAAAAAUGAUGUUUAUCUUUUAUUCCUAGUACUUACCCUUUUUGGAUAAUGGUAAGAUAAGUUGAAUGAUCUGUGACAUAAUACUCAAAUUAUUUUUUAAUAAACAAUAGACUUAAGUAAUCCUUACGUAUUUAGAACAUCAAAAGGACCAACUAUUUGAAAAUUUUGUUUUAUUUAUAUCUCAUUUGAUUGAAACAUAUGUGCCUUAUGAGAUUACCUAUUUGGUAAGAGCGUGCAGAUUUGAGUAGACUAAGUAAUUCAAAAAUUAUUGUAAUACAGAAGACCGGGAAUAAAAUGAUCACUUUUCUUGUAGACCCGAAAAAAAGUAUCCUGGAUUAACUAACGGUAGAAAAUAGAUUGGAAUCUUUUUAGCAAUUUAUGUGUCUUUUAGUUUUCCUUUAUAUAAAUCGAUUGCUUAAUUUUUGGAAGUGUCAAUUUUGUUGUCACUUGUAA